Messenger RNA from Sebastes umbrosus (honeycomb rockfish), 7371 nucleotides. RefSeq names its product solute carrier family 7 member 14a (gene slc7a14a). Lineage: Eukaryota; Metazoa; Chordata; Actinopteri; Perciformes; Sebastidae. Gene Ontology annotation, cellular component: plasma membrane. The record is from RefSeq and is a predicted model, not a curated record. The transcript is spliced from 10 exons. Gene Ontology annotation, molecular function: amino acid transmembrane transporter activity. Gene Ontology annotation, biological process: amino acid transport; transmembrane transport. The coding region runs from base 984 to 3281 and encodes 765 amino acids.
CAAUGAGUAAGAACGUGUUGCUUUUAAGUUUCGCUUCCACUUUUACAACGUAGUAGGCCCCUACUGACCCACAUCUAUGGCGCUUAUAUAGCGACCGAUAACACCUAUCUAAUGGCCUGAUAACGGUUGAAUUGGGUGUUAUUUGGCACAAACAAUUGUUUAUUUUGUUCUUUCACUGAAUUACAUCCCUUCUGUAAAGUAUAGGCAUUUAUUAAUAUACAGUACAUUUUGUUCAAUUCAAUGUUAGAUGGGUAUGACAUAACAAAAUAAAACUGCAUGAAUCAGUAAGCUAGUAAAAAAUAAGUACGGUGGACCAUCAUAUAAAGAGAACAUGAUCGGGGCAGUGCUAAUCCUCCUGUGAUGGUUGGAUCAGUGGAAAUCACAGGGGGGGCUGGGCUUGAACAACUCCGUCUGGUCAGCUCGGUGUCUCCUCGGUCGGUCGAGGGGCGAUCAGGAAAUAAACCGGAUGAUAAUUCACCGUGUCGACGGUCACAUGUCGUGCAGCGGGCUCCUGAAUGAUUUAAAGCUUUUUACAUCAUCAGCCUCACCCUCCUCCCUCUCCUCCUCCUCCUCCUCCCUCCCCCCUCCCUCGCGCUGUCUCCAGCUGAUGCAGCGCGCAGCCCGGAGAUGCUGCUGCUGAUGCUGAUGCUGCGCCUGCUGCAUGGUGACCGACUGCAGCAUCCCGACAUGGGCAUCCUUUAAUCCGGCCGUGCACACAAUAACUUUCUCUCUCACCAUGCGGGGAACAACUAAGAUGUCAUUCCACUAAACCAGGACAAGAGAGAGAGAGGUUGCAGCAACAAAAUCCAACCUUCUUUUGAAUCUGCCAUCAUUCGGAUAAGGAAUUACUCUUCUUCCUCAGUGCUGUGCGUGAUUGUUUUCACCAGAAAACAGUAAUAGUACAAAGAAAAAAAGAGAACUUCUCGCUCUUCCUUGUGAACUUCUUCCCUUUGACUCUUGACCCUUGACCUUUAGCUCCCAGUAUGACCAGUCUGGCAGUGAAGCUAGACCCUCGGAGGGUACAAUGGCGCUCGCAAUGGAACACCUUUACGUCCCGUGUCCUGAGGACCAAACCUGUAGAGUCCAUGUUGGAUUCGGCCGUGACGGGCACCAGCUCGCAUGGGACCAGACUGGCUCGGGUCUUAUCUACGGUGGACCUGGUGUCGCUGGGCGUGGGCAGCUGCGUCGGGACAGGGAUGUAUGUGGUCUCGGGUCUGGUCGCCAAGGAGAUGGCCGGUCCGGGGGUCAUUGUGUCCUUCAUAAUCGCCGCUGUGGCCUCCAUACUGUCAGGAGUGUGUUAUGCAGAGUUCGGCGUGCGGGUGCCUAAGACCACAGGUUCGGCCUACACGUACAGCUACGUGACCGUGGGCGAGUGCGUGGCGUUUUUCAUCGGCUGGAAUCUGAUUCUGGAGUAUCUGAUCGGCACGGCGGCGGGGGCGUCGGCUCUCAGCAGCAUGGCGGACUCGCUGGCGAAUCACAGCAUCAGCAACUUUAUGAUUACGCACAUCGGGACGCUCAGCGGCUUGGGUAAAGGGGAGCAGUCGUACCCGGACCUGCUGGCGCUGCUGAUAGCCCUGCUGGUGACGGUGAUCGUCGCUUUGGGAGUGAAGAACUCUGUGGGCUUCAACAACGUGCUGAACGUCAUCAACCUCAUCGUGUGGGUGUUCAUGAUGAUCGCCGGGCUGUUCUUCGUCAGCGGAGAGAACUGGGACAAUGGGAGAUUCCUGCCCUUUGGCUGGUCGGGGGUGAUGCAGGGUGCAGCCACCUGUUUCUAUGCCUUCAUUGGAUUUGACAUCAUUGCUACAACAGGAGAAGAGGCCAAGAGUCCCAACACCUCCAUCCCCUACGCCAUCACUGCCUCACUCAUCACCUGCCUCACUGCCUACGUCUCUGUUUCUGUGAUCCUGACUUUGAUGGUGCCCUACAAUGAGAUUGACACGGACGCCCCGCUCAUGGAGAUGUUUGCCUUGCACGGCUGUAUGUUCGCAAAGUAUAUCGUGGCAGUGGGCUCCAUAGCCGGACUCACCGUUUCCCUCCUGGGGUCCCUGUUCCCCCUGCCCAGGGUCAUCUACGCCAUGGCGGGGGACGGCCUGCUGUUUAAGUUCCUGGCCAAUGUGUCUUCCUACACAGAGACCCCUGCUGUCGCCUGCGUGGUGUCGGGCUUCUUAGCCGCCCUGCUGUCCCUCCUGGUCAGCCUCAGAGACCUCAUAGAGAUGAUGUCCAUAGGAACCCUGCUGGCCUAUACCCUGGUAAGCCUGUGUGUCCUCCUGUUGCGUUACCAACCCGAGAGCGACAUCCACGGCUUUGUGAACUUCCUCUCCGAGGAACAGAACAACAAGAAAAAGGAGGGCGUUCUGGCCGAGUGCGAGAAAGACGCCUGCUCACCAACCAGCGAAGUAGAGGAGUACGGAGGUACGGCCACGAACACCUGCGGAGCCAAAAACCUGCCGUCGCUGGGCGACAACGAGAUGCUGAUAGGCAAACCAGAUAAAACCGCCUACACCGCCAGCCACCCGAACUACGGCACCGUGGAUAUGACCACCGGCAUCGAAGCAGAGGAGUCGGAGGGCGGGGUGUCCCGGCGGUUGAAGAAGCUCAUCGGACCGCGCUACUACACCUUGAGGAUCCGACUGGGCCUCCCAGGAAAGAUGGACAGGCCGACUCCGGCCACGGGGAAAACUGUUACCGUGUGUGUGCUGCUCCUCUUCAUUUCCAUGUUUGCUUUCUGCUCCUUCAUCAUUUUCGGAGCGACCUAUAUUGGGGAGGGUAGCUGGUGGGCUUUGCUGCUAUUAUUCUUCUUCAUCCUCUUCCUCGUCCUGCUCGUAAUCAUCAUCCUCCAGCAGCCAGAGAACCCGAAGCGGCUGCCCUACAUGGCGCCCUGCGUGCCCUUUGUACCUGUUUCGGCCAUGCUGGUCAACAUCUACCUCAUGCUUAAACUGUCUGCCAUCACCUGGAUACGCUUUUCAAUCUGGUGCAUCGUGGGUGUGAUCAUCUACUUCGGCUACGGCAUGUGGCACAGCACGCUGGAGAUCACGGCCAGAGAAAACGAGGUGCACGCCUCCACCUACCAGCGCUACGACCACGGCGUGGACGAGGGCUUCUGCGGUUUCGACGACGAUUUCUACCCGCCCACCACCGACGCCUGGGGUGCCCCGUCGGCGGGGUCGGGGCUCACCCCGCCCCCUGAGGCGAAACCCGAAAGUGACGGGGCGCCGUCGAAAGGCGGAGGCAGGACCAUUGCCAAUCACGGCCUCGCGGAGGAGGAUCCGAUGGAUUUCUGAAGGGACUGACUCUGUGUUACCCUGAAUGUACUGCCUUGUCUGCUGCCUGGGGGGAAUGGGAGGGGAACAGUAGUGUGAGUGCAUGAGUGACUGUGUGCGUGGCGUGCGUGUGUGCAUGCCUGCAUGUGUGUGUGUGUGUAUUUGUGUGUCUAACCCUUGGGCUAGAUAGUUUCUCGGCAGUGGAACGUUAUUCACUUUACUCCACCACGCUUGACUCCUCAGCUCACACAGCAAAUUAGGACGUCAAGGUCAAGUGUAUUGUCACAGUCACUUGUUACUCACUUACUUAGUGGAGUCAACAAUCCCCCGCAAAACCAAGGCCAGAUAGAAAAGUGCGGACGCAGCAGGAGAUCACAAUGUUUCAUGGUUAGCUGCACUGUGAACCAUGAAACAUUGUUUACAGAGCUAUCUGUUAACUGAAUUUCUAAGAAUUUAUGGGACAUAGGAGAGGAGAAGGUGAUGAGUCAGAUGAAUCAGCAGCUCUCUUCCUGUUUCAACACAGACAGACAGGAAAGUUAGAUGACAGCAUGCCAAGCCCAAGCUAUUUCCUCUGUACAGGUCUGACUUUUUUCUGCUCAUUUUUUUUUCAACAGACAGGAAAACACAUGAUCUCAUAAACACAAAAAAAUUGCUUAUAAAUCAAAAAAUGUCCCCUUGGCCCCUAACAUCUAGCCCAAGGGAUUCAGGUCUGGACUGGGAAGAGGGUGUUGAUGUUUUCUGUUACAAAUAGUACUUGGACUUUGCUUGCAAUAGUGCCUUCAUCUACUGUGUGUGUAUGUGAGUUUCUGAUUAUGUCUGUUUUCUACUUUAAUUUUGCCUGUGUAUGUGUGUGUGUGAGGGUGUGUGUGUGCAAUCAAACUCCACCUUUUACAUUCAUGUCUGUGUGUGUGUGUGUGUGUGUGUAGAUAUAAAGUGUGUUCUUCAGGUUGUUUUACUGUGUAGGUAUUUGUUCCGUUUUUUUGUUCUUCCCACUCUUUGCCCCAGCAUGAAGCUCAAAAUCAAUCCGCCCGCAAAAAAAAGCAGCUCAUGGUGCAAUAUACUGUAACACAUGCUCGUCGGCUCAUCGGCGUACCCAAAUAGAGGUAGAGAGUAGAGGGUGUAGCAGAGACAGAGGGAGAACAGGUUGAAUCCUAAUUGACAACCUGCAUGGUUUAUUGUGAUGAAUGUCUUAUUUUUUUUGUGCUUGUCUCUCCGUUGAUGCAGUCGUUGCUGUUUACCAGCGCUGGGAAGGAAUUCAUUUUCAGUUCAUUCAAUUCAAGAAAUGGGUUUUCUGCAUAGUUUGCAUCUUUUCUCCUCGACAUAAAAAAGACAAACAAUUAGGGACUGUAUAAAAAUUAUUAUUAUUGAGGAUUUUCUUUUUCUUAUUGCUGAAGGGACGAUAGUUUGACAUUUUUCGGGAGAGCGGGUGAGGGUGAUUUAAAAGGGACAUGUCAUGAUAAACUAAUUGUUUUCAAUGCUUGUGCACAUACAUUUGGGUAUCUGGAGUGCCAACCAACCCACAAACUCUGAAAUAAGAAAAAACUAUCUGUUUUUUUGUGGGCUGCCUAGAUCCGAAAACAUGUGAUUCAACAAGCCAAUCAGAUUUGGCUCCCCUUCCUAUGUCACAUGCAGGCUCAUUAGAAUAUAUCACCCACAACUUGAAAACUGCCUUAGUGGUAACUUGGUGUAAAGGUGCACCAUAUUUUUCUUGAAUACAGGGUGAAUACAGGUAUAUUCAGACAAACAGCAUAAGAAAAAUAAUGUUUACUAUUUUUUUUUUACACUUUAAAGCAUGUAAACAUGUUCUAGUAGAAACCGAAAAUACAAAUAUGAACCUGGAAAUGAGCACGAUAUGUCCCCUUUAAUAUUUUCUCUUCUCCCAGAUUCUUAUUUAAUUUUAAUUUUUGAGUUUUACUUGUAUAUUGAGUGAACUGAAAUACAAUCCCUCCUCUUCCAUGUCUCUGCCUUUCUCCUCCCCUCCUUUGCUUUUAACUCCUGUCCUUCUUUCUUUACAUCUUUGUAUCCUCUACUUCCACCACUCCUUUGCUCUUCCAGGCCAACUCUUCCUUCAUCUAUUUCCCACCUCACCUGGCUCUUGAUAGUCAUCCAUCCAUGUCAGCAGGGACUUGCCACUCUAAGUCACAAGUGAUCGAGCCGGGAUUGGUUUUCAGUCAGGAUUUGAAACAGUAAUCUAUUCGUGGCCUGACUAUACAUUAGCUCCAGUUUCACUUCAGGGUGUCUGCUAUCUGUCGUCUGAUUUGUCUCCGGAGCGUUUACUCCUCUCCCUGUGGUCCGGCCCAAACUAGUCUGAGUGAACCUUCCUGUUGCCCCUACCUCUUCAUGUAGCUAGUGUUGAAGCCCCACUCUUUGCAUGUUAUCUACACUGUUGCUGCACCCCGAAGAGAUAUUGUGAAAAUCAAUCAAAUCAAAGUGUGUGGGACAUGUAAGCUAAUGCUGCCAGGGUUAGGGGUUUGAUUCUAUACUAAGAAUGUAUGCACUCAUGGCACUGUAAGGGAUUUUGGCACACACCAAAUAGCAUACUGUUAUGUUAUGAUGUUGAGGGUGGGGGCACUUCUACAAUAGCUGCUGCUGUAUGCCCCGAUCGUCCUCCUUGUCCUCUUGCCCCCUGUUGCUGCAUCUGUCCCUUCCAGGGAAGCCUUAUUUGUCUAAUGCACUAAAUCUAAGGAUGCCACGCUAAACCCCCACCCUACCUCUGCUCCUCCUACAUCUAUCCACACUCCAAAAAAAUAUCCUUCAUGUAGUAAUGUGCCCUUUGGUGUCGUCCAGUGAAAUGAUUGUGAUACCCAAAAAACAGCCCGCUAUUACCAGGAAUUAACGCUUGUAUUGGACGAUUCUGCAGCUCGCUAACGCAGGAAAUAGUGAACCUUUCUGUAGUGUUCUCUGUAUCUUUUCUGUAAAUUUGGAUGGUAUACUGACUUGGAGUACUUUCUACAGUUGAAAGUUGCACAUGUUGUAUAUUUUACAAGCUGAUUCCAGUAUUUUUAAACUCAAUAUAUUUCAAUUUUAACAUCUUUUGGCCAACAAUAAAAGAUGUAAAUAAUGAAUUCAAUAUUUCAUGUAGCAAAAAUAAACUUUGACAGAAAAUAUCCAACACGUACUCAACCCAACUCAUCACAUACCUACGCUUUGUCAGACCCCUUGGCGUCACUUUUCGAUCACAGUAAACUUGUGCUUAACUUUGUGAAUCAAACUAAAACACUUGCUUAGGUGCAGGCAACAAAACCACUUAGUUAGGUUUAGGAAAAAACAACAUGGUUGGGCUUAAAAUGACGUGAAGUGAAAAUGUGACUUGACGAGAGAAGUAUAGUAUGGACUUUCUUUUUGGUGUCUGGUCAAAAUUUAAAACCAACAAUUUAAUUAUUUCUUUUUUUUUGCGUAACCAUGAUCUUUCCUCUACUAAUUCAUUUGUUUUAGUUGCCUAACCUUAACCAUAGUUCUGUCAGCCAACUCACAUGGAGGAAGGGAUUAUGUGAAUCUACUCUAGAAUAUGUUUGGCAUAAGGAAACACCAAGCUCAGCAGAGCAGGGAGUGGGGGAGGGAUGAUAAUAACCAAAACCAUAAUAUGAUAUUAACCACAUUGUAGCUGCUAUGCAUGGGUGUGGUAGAAAUAGAUAUUUAAAAAAAAAAUAGUGUUGCCAUUGAAUGUAAUCUGAGGUUUUGCAGAAUUGUCCAAUAUCAACGUUCUGUCUUGUGAUAGUGUUUGGAAAAAAAAACAGCACAUCCUAAAACAUUUGCACACGAUAUCUCACACACAUCCAACAGAUAUAUUCCGUUGUAUUACUAUUCAGCCAAAAUAGAUCCCCUUCCAACUCAGCCAAAAGAAUCCAGCCGUUUUGCAUUCAAAGCCAAAACAAGUUGGCGAAUUCAGCUGUUGCCACUCUUGACACUGGACUGUACAGUCAACUUUCUAUAUAAUCUGCUCUGUGCGUGUGUAUGCAUACGAGUGCGUGAGUGCAUGUGUGUGUGUGUUCUAUGCCUGCGCCUCAAUGUGACCGUCUGGUGAAUGUGUAGCAUGCCCUCAUGCACGAGGCCCAGACUGUAAAUGUUGUUACUUGCAUGUGGUGACUGAUCGCUACGAGACAUAAUAGAA